Mytilinidion resinicola is the source of this 2313-nucleotide messenger RNA. Its product is annotated as phenylacetone monooxygenase. The transcript has 4 exons. Bases 16 to 1830 code for a protein of 604 amino acids. The record is from RefSeq and is a predicted model, not a curated record. NCBI's taxonomy places the organism in Eukaryota, Fungi, Ascomycota, Dothideomycetes, Mytilinidiales, Mytilinidiaceae.
CCCGACGAUAUCCCCAUGGCUCCAUCUCUAGAAGUCGAAGAUCUUGGCGCUCCUGCAACCAAGCCCACGUCGGCGGUGAAGGCUCUAGACGACAAGUAUCGUGAGGAGCGCGACAAACGUUUGAACAACAGCGGAAGCAGUCAAUUCCGUGAGGCCAAAGGAGAGCUUGCAAGGUUUGCCAUAGAUCCGUGGACAGAGGAAAUCGUUCGAGACUCCGUGAAUGAAGAUGUUGAAGUUUUGAUUGUUGGGGGUGGCUUCGGUGGCCUGUUAGCUGCUACGAGAUUGAUUGAAGUUGGGGUGGAUGACAUCCGGAUCGUAGAUAAGGCAGGAGAUUUUGGAGGUGUUUGGUAUUGGAACAGGUACCCAGGGGUUGAGUGUGAUACAGAAGCCUACAUUUAUCUACCGCUGCUUGAAGAAACGAAGUAUGUGCCGGCGGCCAAAUUUGCCCCAGGGGCCGAAAUCCACGCUCACGCUCUCAAUAUUGCCAAGAUGAACAACCUUCAAUCUAAAGCUCAUUUUCGAACGGAGGCCUUGACACUCACAUGGUCGGACUCCCUAGCGCGCUGGGUCGCCACCACUUCACGAGGAGACACGAUCCGAGCACGGUUCGUUAUUUCCGCCAUAGGAAUUCUACAUAAACUCCAUCUCCCUGGAAUCCAAGGUAUCGAAAAAUUCGCCGGCCACAGCUUCCACUCAUCGCGCUGGGACUUUGCUUACACAGGCGGCGACCGGUUUAACUCACCUUUAGACAAGAUUCGCGGGAAGCGGAUCGGGAUCGUUGGAACAGGAGCUUCUUCCAUUCAAGCACUUCCACACCUCGCGAGAUCUGGAGCUGAGGUCUACGUAUUUCAACGUACGCCCUCCUCCGUAGAUGCGAAGCCAAACCCUCCAACUGAUCGCACAUGGUUUGAAUCCCUUAAACCUGGCUGGCAAGACCACCGCGCCGAUAACUUCGAACGCAUUCUUUCAGGCCAGCCACAAGAUAUAGACCUUGUCAACGACGGUUGGACUCAUUUCAUGCUCUCAAUGGAAGCUCUUGGCAAGGACUCCUCCACGCCCAAGGACGACAUCCUCAAAAAGGUCGACAUAAAAGCAAUGGAGUCGCUGCGCUCUCGCGUCGAGGAGAUCGUGAAAGACAAAGAAACUGCUGAAGCCCUCAAGCCAUGGUACGGCCGCCUAUGCAAGCGGCCUUGCUUCCACAAUGAAUACCUGGAUUGCUUUAACUAUCCUAACGUCCAUCUUAUUCACACAGAUGGGAAAGGUGUAGACAGGAUUUCCGAAAAGGGUGUCGUGUCGAACGGGAAAGAGUACGAGCUGGACUGCAUCAUAUACGCCACUGGUUUUGACUGGGGCACCGACUACUCGCAGCGAGCGAACAUGACCAUCAAGGGGAGGAAUGGGCUCACUUUGACUGAGAAAUGGGAAGACGGCCCGAGCACCCUUCAUGGCAUCAUCGGACGAGACUUCCCUAACCUCUUAACCUUUACUCAUUUACAGAGCUCGACGUCGCCCAACUAUACACAUCUGUUGAGUGAGCGUUCCAAGCAUGCUGCAUACCUCAUUUCGGAGGCGAAGAAGAGGGGGAUUAGGACCAUUGAGCCGACAAAGGAUGCUGAAGCUACGUGGGUGAAGAAGAUGGAGGACGUUGCGCUAGCGAGGCUAGGUUACUUCAAGGAGUGCACGCCCGGUUAUCUUAAUGCGGAAGGUACACUAUCACCUUCUACAGCUCGUGGUGCAUCUCUUGGGCUUGAUUCUCCAGUGUACAACGAGAUGCUUGAUAAGUGGCGAAAGGCGGGGACUAUGGAAGGUAUUGAAAUUGAUCGGGUAUGAUUAGAUAUAGACCUAGAUAAGCUCCGUGCCCUAUAUGUGGGUCCCAUUAUGGGACUACACGGGUUCGAAAGUCACGUGCUGACACGUAAUCCUGUGUAGAAUAUUAUUCCAACUUUUGGUUACUGCCUGUGUUGAAAAUAAUCUAGAAACCCAAUAGCAACUAUCAUAUAUGUCACAAUUAGACUUCCCUCUUUGUGUCUGGUGUCACAUUCAGCCGGUCUACUUUGAGACUAGCUUACGAAGCGCGUUCCCCUCGUGCUAACGCGUUUCCCUAGUCUCUUUUCAAUUGACUUCCAGCUUGCCUACCACUGAUGGCACUUCUUCAGCAUCGCUCGUGUCUUCCAAUGCCUUCUCUGCGGCCUCUUCACGUUUAGCGAAAUACCGGAUGAUGAAAAUACUGCUAAACUCUAGAAUACUCAAUCCGCUCAUCACGCUGAAGCCCAGGUGGAACUUAGGGGCAUAUUUGCCAACAUCGAGGAUGAG